Messenger RNA from Gongylonema pulchrum, 1458 nucleotides. NCBI's taxonomy places the organism in Eukaryota, Metazoa, Nematoda, Chromadorea, Rhabditida, Gongylonematidae. The record is from the annotation of a GenBank genome assembly.
CAGUGUAUUAUUUUUUUUUCCAGCGGAACGGGUUUAACAUCAGAGAAAUUCAUGAAGCAACCGCAGAAUGAGCCAGUUUUAACCUACAAAAAAGGCAGCCCCGAACGAAUAGCCCUCGAAAAAGCAGUCUCAGAGUUGGCUGGAGCAACCGCGGAAGUACCGCUACGAAUUGGAAGCGAGAAAAUUUACAAUAAUCUCGAGUAUAAUCAAGUAAUGCCAUCGGAUCAUCAAAAAACCAUUGCACGAUUCACGCAUGCCUCAGCAGAACAGAUCAAUGAAGCGAUACGUUUGGGAUUGGAUGCUAAACAGAAGUGGGAACGCAAACCCCUCAGGGAAAGAGCCGAUGUUUUGUUGCAUGCAGCAGAUCUUUGUGCUGGAAAAUAUCGUAUGCGACUAAAUGCAGCAACAAUGUUAGGUCAGGGGAAGAAUAUUGUACAGGCGGAGAUCGAUUCAGCCUGUGAACUCAUCGAUUUCUUCCGUUUCAAUUCAAUGUUUGCACUGAAUCUCGAAAAAUAUCAACCAAUUUCACCGAAAAAUGUCACAAACACCAUGCAUUACAGAGGACUUGAAGGAUUUGUAGCCGCUGUUGCUCCAUUCAAUUUCACAGCAAUUGGUGGUAAUCUGCCAACAGCACCCGCAUUAAUGGGUAAUACUGUAUUGUGGAAGCCUGCAAGCACUGCGAUUUUAAGUAACUAUAUAAUUUAUGAAGCACUCGAAGAAGCCGGUCUUCCGCCGGGCGUAAUUUCGUUUUUACCCUCAGAAGGCCGUGUUUUCGGUGAUACGACCACUUCCAGUCCUUAUCUUUCCGCAAUUAACUUUACUGGCUCGGUGCCAACAUUUCAAUAUUUGUGGAAGAAAGUUGCUGAGAACCUGGAUAAAUACGUUUCGUUUCCAAGACUUAUAGGAGCAGCCUACGAAUAUCAGGGACAGAAAUGCAGUGCCUGUUCACGAAUUUAUGUCCCGGAAAGUCUAUGGCCUGCGCUACAGCAAAAACUCGCAGCUAUACAAAAGGAAAUUAAAGUUGGCGAUGUACGCGAUGGAUCAAUAUUCAUGACGGCAGUUAUCGAUGCAAAAGCCUUCAAAAGUAUCACAGGAUAUAUUGAUUAUGCAAAAACGGGAGCCGAUGGAGCGAAAAUUAUUUUUGACAGCGAAGCGAUGGAUGUUGUAAGGAAGCUCAAAGAUGCAACACCAUUCGGUCUUACUGGAGCUGUAUUUUCUCAGGACAAGGAAUUUUUGUAUAAAGCUCGUGACAUUUUACGAGAUGCUGUUGGAAAUAUGUAUCUAAAUGAUAAAUCAACUGGUUCAGUGGUUGGACAACAGCCCUUCGGUGGAGCACGCAUGAGUGGAACAAACGACAAAGCUGGUGGCCCACAUUAUGCACUACGCUGGACUUCUCCACUUUGCAUCAAGGAAACAUCGGUCCCCCAAACCGAAUGGAGAUAUCCUUCGAUGGAUUGA